Molecule: messenger RNA, 3528 nt
Organism: Cajanus cajan (pigeon pea)
Lineage: Eukaryota; Viridiplantae; Streptophyta; Magnoliopsida; Fabales; Fabaceae
Product: Leucine-rich receptor-like protein kinase family protein
Biological process (GO): protein phosphorylation
Molecular function (GO): ATP binding; receptor serine/threonine kinase binding; protein kinase activity
Source: RefSeq, a predicted model, not a curated record
AAAUAAAAUAUGAAAAGAAGGAGGAGGAGAAAAGGACCAUUGUAACAGAAAUAUGAACCUUGCAGUUGCAGUAAACUAAACCAUAAUCCAACGAUGUCGUUUUACUUAGGAAUGCCCAUGUUUGCUUUAGCGUGACCUCAGGGCUCAGGUCCACACACCAAUUAGCGCCAUUUCUUUUUCCUUCAAUAUCACUACUUAACGUGUGGGAGUUGAAAUUGAAAGACCCAAAUAAAACAACCUCGCAGCCGUUUUUCUUUUCCACUCUCCAAAGUCCAAACCAAACCCAACAUGUUCGCCGCCUUGCGUCUCCUUCUUCUUCUCUCACUCUUCUCACCACUCACCAAUGCCCAAACCAACGACGAGCGUGAAAUUCUUCUCACCCUAAAAUCCUCCCUCGGGAAAUCAAAUCCCAAACUCUUGGACACGUGGAAUGCCACCAAUUCAGUAUGCACCUUCGGCGGCGUCACCUGCAACUCCCUCCUUUCGGUCACCGAAAUCGACCUCUCCAACCAGUCCCUCUCCGGGGUUCUCCCCUUCCACUCGCUCUGCAACCUUCCAUCGCUCCAAAAACUGGCCUUGGGCUUCAACAACUUAAACGGCAACGUUUCAGAGGAUUUAAGAAACUGCGUCAAGUUACGCUACUUGGACUUGGGAAACAACCUUUUCUCGGGUCCCUUUCCUGACAUAUCUCCGCUCAACCAACUGCAGCAUCUUUUCCUAAACAAAAGUGGAUUUUCGGGGACUUUCCCGUGGCAGUCGCUGUUAAACAUGACGGAUUCUCUGUUACAGUUAAGCGUCGGAGACAACCCUCUGGACUUCACGCCGUUUCCCAAAGAGGUUGUGAGUCUCAAGAAUUUGAAUUGGCUCUACCUAUCCAACUGCACCCUCGGAGGGAAACUUCCGGUGGGACUCGGCAACCUCACGGAGCUAACGGAAUUGGAAUUCUCCGAUAAUUUCAUCACCGGCGACUUCCCCGCGGAGAUUGUCAACCUUCGCAAGCUCUGGCAGCUUGAAUUCUUCAAUAACUCCUUCACUGGAAAGAUUCCAACUGGCUUGAGAAACCUCACCAGACUUGAGAAUUUGGACGGGUCAAUGAAUAAGCUCGAAGGGGAUCUCUCUGAGUUGAAGUACUUAACCAAUAUAGUUUCCUUGCAAUUCUUCGAGAACAACUUGUCGGGGCAGAUUCCUAUUGAGAUAGGCGAGUUCAAACGCCUCACGGCUUUUUCUCUGUACAGGAACAGGUUAACGGGUCCUAUUCCUCAGAAAAUUGGUUCCUGGUCGGAGUUUGACUACAUCGACGUGUCGGAGAAUUUUCUGACAGGGAGGAUCCCGCCGGAGAUGUGCAAAAGGGGGAAGAUGUCCGCGCUGCUCGUCCUUCAGAACAACCUCUCCGGUGAGAUUCCGGCCACCUACGGAGACUGUUUGAGUCUGAAGCGAUUCAGAGUGAGCAACAACUCGCUCUCGGGAACCGUGCCUCCAACGGUUUGGGGAUUGCCAAACGCGGAAAUAAUCGAUAUCGAGCUGAAUCAGUUGGAAGGUUCGAUCACUUGGGAUAUCAAAAACGCGAAAACGCUGGCAACAAUAUUCGGCCGGAAGAACCGGUUGGCCGGUGAAUUACCUGAAGAAAUCUCAAAAGCGACAUCGUUAGUGAGUGUGGAUUUAAGCGAGAAUCAAAUUUCGGGGAAGAUUCCAGAAGGGAUAGGCGAGCUUAAAGAACUAGGUAGCCUUCAUUUACAGAGCAAUAAAUUAACAGGUUCGAUACCGGAAUCUCUAGGUUCCUGUAAAUCACUAAACGACAUUGACCUGUCGAGGAAUUCACUCUCUGGUAAAAUCCCCUCCUCGUUGGGUUCUUUCCCCGCUCUGAAUUCUCUCAACCUCUCAGAGAAUCUUCUCUCAGGCGAAAUCCCGGCAAGUUUAGCGUACCUCAGGUUAAGCCUCUUUGAUUUAUCCAACAACCGGUUAACCGGUCCAAUUCCGCAGGCUCUAACACUAGAAGCUUACAACGGAAGCCUCUCUGGAAACCCUAAUUUAUGCAGCGUGGACGCAAUUAGCUACUUCAAACGUUGCUCUGCUUCCUCAGGCAUGUCCAAGGACAUGCGCGCACUCCUCAUUUGCUUCGCUGUAGCGUUGAUGCUGUUGCUCUCUUGUCUCGCAGUUUACUUACAGUUAAAGAGGAGAAGAGAGGAGGGUGAGAAAAGAUACGGGGAACGUUCUCUGAAGGAGGAAUCAUGGGACGUGAAAUCGUUCCACGUGUUGAGUUUCUCCGAAGGGGAGAUUCUAGAUUCCAUCAAGCAGGAGAAUCUGAUAGGUUCGGGAGGCUCGGGGAACGUGUACAGAGUCACGCUUUCCAAUGGAAAAGAACUCGCAGUGAAGCAUAUCUGGAACAGCGACUUCCCCGCGAGGAGAAAAUCGUGGAGCAGCACUCCCAUGCUGAAGCGUGGCAAGUUGAAGGAGUUCGACGCCGAGGUGCAGGCAUUGAGCUCCAUUAGGCACGUGAAUGUUGUGAAGCUCUAUUGCAGCAUAACAAGCGAGGAUUCGAGUUUGUUGGUGUACGAGUAUUUGCCCAAUGGAAGCUUGUGGGACCGGCUUCACACCAGUCGGAAAAUGGAACUUGAUUGGGAAACACGAUACGAAAUUGCGGUCGGUGCAGCCAAAGGGUUGGAGUAUUUGCAUCAUGGGUGUGAAAGGCCAGUUAUUCAUAGGGAUGUCAAAUCGAGUAACAUAUUGUUGGACGAGUUUCUCAAACCUAGGAUUGCGGAUUUCGGUCUUGCUAAGGUUGUUCAAUCCAACGUUGGGAAAGAUUCUUCUAGUCAUGUCAUUGCUGGAACUCACGGCUACAUAGCUCCUGAAUAUGGAUACACAUACAAGGUGAAUGAGAAGAGUGAUGUCUAUAGUUUUGGAGUGGUGUUGAUGGAGUUGGUGACUGGGAAGAGGCCAAUGGAACCGGAAUUUGGGGAAAAUAAGGAUAUAGUGAGUUGGGUGCAUAACAAGGCACGGAGCAAAGAGGGGCUUAGGAGUGUCGUAGAUUCGAGAAUUCCGGAGAUGUAUAAAGAGGAAGCUUGCAAGGUGUUGAGAACUGCAGUUUUGUGCACGGGGACUCUUCCAGCUUUGAGACCCACCAUGAGAGCAGUGGUUCAAAAACUUGAGGAUGCUGAGCCUUGUAAAUUGGUUGGGAUUGUUAUUAGCAGUGAAAAGAAAAGUGGGGUCAACGACAAAUAAUAAGAUUGUGGAUCAUCAAGAGGAACCAAUCACCUCCACGAGUUAAUGUAAAUUUUGCUCCAAAGAAGGAACAUUGUAAAAUAUUAGUCAUUGCUUCUGCAAUUUUAGUAUUUUGAAGUGGAAGACCAGGCUACCAGCGUGGUAAAAAGGUCUCCUAAGUACUAAGAAAAAAUGAAGCAAAAUCUUUCCUUCUUUCUUACUACUAAUUACCAGUUAAAUGAAACUAGUGGUGUUCAAAUAAUUGGUUUUUUUGGAUUCCGUGUAUCAUAGAUAUUACUAAUAUAAGAUGGUUUUAACUUGUUCAUAUUA